UCAUCAUCAUCAUCCCUCUCUCGGCUAGCUAAACCGUCUGUCUCUCUCUCUCUAAAAAAAACCUAACCAUCUUUCUCACUCUCCAUACCUCCCCUCACUUUCUCAACAUCCUCCCAUGGCAGCUCAGAGCUGUAAUCUGCACAGAAAUCUAAUCCUAACGACUUAAAGCAGCUUCCUUUUAACUUUCUCUGUAUUUGCUUUUGAUUUUUGUUCUCAGUUUUUGGAGACCCCUAGAUGUUUGAGCGAUGGAUAUAACCCCGUCCAUCACCACCACCACCAACAACACCGCCAGCACAAAAUCCCCGGAAGCCGACAGCGAAACUCCGACUCGGAUCCGGCAACCCUUAAAGCCUCCGUCCAGCAACGGCGUCCUCAAGCGCCACAACCCCACGCACCACCUCCACCACCACAACAUCCCCAUCACCCCUGUUGUAGUCACCUACAAAGAAUGCCUCAAGAACCACGCCGCUGCGUUGGGUGGCCACGCCCUCGACGGCUGCGGCGAAUUCAUGCCGUCUCCCGCUGCCAACCCCGCCGACCCCACCUCACUAAAAUGCGCUGCAUGUGGCUGCCACCGCAAUUUUCACCGCCGUGACCCCGAGGACCCCGUGCAGCCAAACACCCCCGCCGCGACAACGCAUGUCAUCGAGUACCAACCCCAUCACCGCCACCAUCCUCCUCCGCCGACUCACCCCGGCAACCGAAGCCCCAGUUCAGCUUCUCCACCGCCGAUCUCGUCCUCCUACUACCCCUCCGCCCCCCACAUGCUCUUGGCUCUGUCCACCGCUCACGAAAACGCCUUGGCGGGUGCGAAUAAUAACAACGCCGUUGCUAUGCCCCAGAUCGUGUCGCCGAGCCCGAAUGCGAGGAAGCGGUUCAGGACCAAGUUCACCCAGGACCAGAAGGAGAAGAUGUACCAAUUCGCAGAGAGGGUCGGGUGGAAGAUGCAGAAGAGAGACGAGGAAAUCGUGCAGGAGUUCUGUAACGAGGCCGGCAUCGAAAAAGGGGUUCUCAAAGUCUGGAUGCACAACAAUAAGAAUACCUUCUCCAAGCGAGACGUGCUCAAUGGCGGCGCUGGCGGCCGUGCUGGCAGUUUAAGCAGACCCAGCAGCUUUCUCCUUGAGCAUUCCCACCACCACAACAACGGCACCAACGGCAACGGCAACAACAACGAUGAUGACGAGGAAGAGGAUGAUGAUCAAAACGACAACAAGAACGGCGUUCCGAAUCCGAAUCAUCAUUACCAGGGUGCUGACGGAGGUGGCAACAAUGGGUCAUCUUCUUCUUCUUGAUCCUUUUGAUGAAUAAUAAGAGGAGCUUAAUUAGCAUUCGAGUAAGGCCAGUGCUAUUAAGUAAUUAAUUAAUUAGUUGCUCUUAAAUUUUCUUUCUUUCUUCUUCUUUCUUAAUUCUUCUUUCUCAUUGUGUUUAGUUUAAGUAAUGAGACUAUCAAUACUUCAGUUUGCUGAGGAUAACCUGGGAAGAGAUUGAUUGAUCCAAAAAAAGGGAAUUAAUUUGCUGCCUA
Messenger RNA from Pyrus x bretschneideri (Chinese white pear), 1522 nucleotides. Its product is annotated as zinc-finger homeodomain protein 9. NCBI's taxonomy places the organism in Eukaryota, Viridiplantae, Streptophyta, Magnoliopsida, Rosales, Rosaceae. The transcript has a single exon. Gene Ontology annotation, biological process: regulation of developmental process; regulation of DNA-templated transcription. Gene Ontology annotation, molecular function: DNA-binding transcription factor activity; transcription cis-regulatory region binding. Gene Ontology annotation, cellular component: nucleus. The record is from RefSeq and is a predicted model, not a curated record. Bases 246 to 1292 code for a protein of 348 amino acids.